Messenger RNA from Astyanax mexicanus (Mexican tetra), 1962 nucleotides. Its product is annotated as deleted in malignant brain tumors 1 protein-like. Bases 403 to 1887 code for a protein of 494 amino acids. Gene Ontology annotation, cellular component: membrane. The transcript is spliced from 9 exons. NCBI's taxonomy places the organism in Eukaryota, Metazoa, Chordata, Actinopteri, Characiformes, Acestrorhamphidae. The record is from RefSeq and is a predicted model, not a curated record.
UGAGCAGUCACACGGCCCCGCCCCCCGCCUCCCACCUCUGUCACGCCAGUUCUGGCUCCAAUUUGCCUCUACUGCCUCUGCAAGCGCAGGCAAGAUGGCAGCUUCCAUUUCGGCCAUAUUUUGGCUUUAAAACGCCUUAAUGAGAGUAAAUGGGGACCGUCCAGACCAUACUUUUAUACAGUCUAUAAUCACAACCCAAACUCCACAACGCGCCAAGCAGCACAUUUUUAGUUGCUGCGGAAGCACAGCUCAUUUAGGCUCAGCUCAGCUCACCUCAGGACUUGUUGUGCUACUAAGAUAUAAGGCAGUGUGAGGUUGGUGGAUGGUGGCAGUCGCUGUGCUGGGAGAGUGGAGGUUCUUCAUAGAGGGCAGUGGGGAACAGUGUGUGGUGAUGACUGGGAUAUGAGUGAUGCUGCAGUGGUGUGUAGAGAGCUGGGCUGUGGAGAAGCUGUAGAUGCACUGGGCAAAUCUCAUUUUGGAUCAGGAUCAGGACCAAUCUGGAUGGAUGAUGUGGACUGUAGUGGAUCAGAGUCUAGACUGAAGAACUGUAGAUCACCAGUAUGGGGUAAACAUGACUGCAAUGAAACCCACAAUUCUGGAGUCAUCUGUUCAGGAGCCAGGCUGGUUUUAGGUUCUCGCUGCUCUGGGAGAGUGGAGGUUCUUCAUGGAGAGAGCUGGGUCACAGUGUGUGAUGCUGACUUUAACCAGCAGGAUGCAGAGGUUGUGUGUCGAGAGCUGGGCUGUGGUUCUCCUGUGAAGGUUCUGGGAGCAGCUGCUUUUGGUAGAGGGGAGGGUCAGGUGUGGUCAGAGGAGCUUCAGUGUAGAGGAGAUGAAUCUGAGAUUACUCUCUGUCCAAUAACCUCUUCACACAAAUACAACUGCUCUCAUGGUAAUGAUGUGGGACUUGUAUGUUCUGGUCAUACUCAGGCUCGGCUGAUGAACGGCUCAGACUCUUGUUCUGGUCGAGUGGAGCUCCAGUACCUCAGUGAGUGGGGUACAGUGUGUGAUGUAAGCUGGGAUAUGAGAGCUUCCAGUGUCCUCUGUGCUCAGCUGAAGUGUGGGAGUGCUGUGGCUGUGUUGGGGUCAGACUGGUUUGGGGAGGGGAGUGGCCGGAUCUGGGCGGAUGUGUUUGAUUGUCAGGGGAACGAAACACACCUGUUAAAGUGUCCCAUUUCAUCAUGGAGUCGAACUGCAUGCUCUCAUAAACAGGAUGUUGGACUCAUCUGCAGUGGUUCUUCUCUGGCGUCUCAUGAGGGUGUAGUGAGAUUGACUGGAGGGAUGGAGUGUGAGGGCGAGGUAGAGGUUUUCUUCAGGCAGGACUGGAGGAGAGUUCUGCUGGACUCCUGGAGUGAGUCUGAGGCCUCUGUGGUCUGCAGACAGCUGGGCUGUGGUUCUGUACUCAACACCUCCAGCUCCUCUUCAUCCAGUCCUGAACACAGCUACAUGUGUGUGACGGGUUUCAACUGCUCUGGGAGUGAAGCUCAUCUGAGGAACUGCAGCAGCUCACAAGCAGUUAACUGCAGCUCCACGGAACAGCUCUACAUCACCUGCUCUGGCUACAGCUUCAUCAGGCUGGUUGGUUCUGGGGGAGACUGUGCAGGAAGGCUGGAGGUUUUCCACAGUGGAUCAUGGGGGACAGUGAGUGAUGAAUUGUGGGAUAUUGAGGAUGCGCAGGUGGUCUGCAGACAGCUGCAGUGUGGAGUCGCCCUCAGUGCUCCAGUACCAGUACCAGCCCGGUUUGGAUCUGGAACUGGACCCAUAUGGCUGAAUGAGGUGGAGUGUGAGGGGAACGAGGCGUCUCUGUGGAACUGCAGAUAUCAGCUGUGUGGAGAGGAUGAAUGUGGACACAAGGAUGAUGUAGGAGUCGUCUGCUCAGAGUAUAAAUAGAUCAGACUGACUGAGGGCUGUGAGGGGAAUCUGGAGGUGUUCUAUAAUGGAACCUGGGGGAAUGUGUGUAACAAU